GCCAAGACAGUCAUCCAGGCGGAAAUCGAUGCUGCUGCAGAGCUGAUAGACUUCUUCCGAUUCAAUGCCAAGUAUGCCCUGGAGCUAGAGCACAGCCAGCCCAUCAGUGUGGACAUCAGCACCAACAGCAUGGUGUACCGGGGGCUGGAGGGUUUCGUGGCUGCUGUCUCUCCCUUCAACUUCACAGCCAUUGGUGGUAACCUGGCAGGGGCUCCAGCACUGAUGGGAAACGUGGUGCUGUGGAAGCCCAGUGACACUGCCAUGCUCUCCAGCUAUGCUGUCUACAAGAUCCUCCUCGAGGCUGGGCUGCCCCCCAACGUGGUGCAGUUCGUGCCAGCAGAUGGGCCUGUGUUUGGGGACACCAUCACGAGCUCUGAGCACUUCUGUGGCCUCAAUUUCACCGGCAGUGUGCCCACUUUCAAGCGGCUCUGGAAGCAAGUGUCGGAGAACCUGGAUCGCUACCGCAAUUUCCCACGCCUGGCUGGAGAGUGCGGUGGGAAGAACUUCCACCUGGUGCACAGCUCAGCCGACGUGGGCAGUGUGGUGAACGGGACCCUGCGCUCAGCCUUCGAGUACGGCGGCCAGAAAUGCUCUGCCUGCUCUCGCCUCUACGCCCCGGACUCGCUGUGGCCCCAGAUCAAAGAGAAGCUGCUGGAGGAGCACGGGAAGAUCAAAGUGGGAGAUCCUGCCCAGGACUUUGGGACGUUUUUCUCUGCAGUGAUCGAUGACAAGUCCUUUGCACGGAUAAAGAAGUGGCUGGAGCAUGCCAAGAAGUCAUCCAACCUCACCAUCCUGGCUGGAGGUGGCUGCGAUGACAGCGUGGGGUACUUUGUGGAGCCCUGCAUUGUGGAGAGCAAAGACCCACAGGAUCCCAUCAUGAAAGAGGAGAUUUUUGGGCCGAUCCUCACGGUGUACGUGUACCCGGAGAAGAAGUACAAGGAGGUGCUGGAGCUCGUGGACACCACGACACCCUACGGCCUCACGGGGGCGAUCUUCGCCCAGGAGAAGAGGAUCAUCGAGGAGGCCAGGAGCCUCCUGCGCAACGCUGCCGGCAACUUCUACAUCAACGACAAGUCAACUGGCUCUGUGGUGGCUCAGCAGCCCUUUGGGGGCUCUCGAAUCUCAGGCACCAACGACAAACCUGGAGGUCCUCACUACAUCCUGCGCUGGACAUCACCUCAGGCUGUCAAAGAGACCCACGUGCCUCUGGGGGACUGGCGUUACGCCUACAUGCAGUGA
Molecule: messenger RNA, 1239 nt
Organism: Acanthisitta chloris (rifleman)
Lineage: Eukaryota; Metazoa; Chordata; Aves; Passeriformes; Acanthisittidae
Gene: ALDH4A1
Product: aldehyde dehydrogenase 4 family, member A1
Exons: 10
Molecular function (GO): L-glutamate gamma-semialdehyde dehydrogenase (NAD+) activity
Source: RefSeq, a predicted model, not a curated record